Molecule: messenger RNA, 765 nt
Organism: Hyposmocoma kahamanoa
Lineage: Eukaryota; Metazoa; Arthropoda; Insecta; Lepidoptera; Cosmopterigidae
Product: calphotin-like
Exons: 2
Coding region: 34-759 (241 amino acids)
Source: RefSeq, a predicted model, not a curated record
UCAGUCCACAGUCGUCUGAAAAGUAGCAGCACCAUGUUUAAAUUGGUGUUAGCCCUCGCUGUGCUCGGCCUUACCGCCGCCAAGCCCCAUUAUCCCGUGUACUCGUCUUACUCUUCAUACUCGGACCCCAUCGGUUUUUCCUCGUACGUUGAGCCCGUCGCGACUGUCGGGGCUACCGCACCAGUUGCCACCGUUGCCCAAGUUACUCCAGUUGCCCGCGCUUACCCAGUCGCCCAAGCCGUGGCUACCCCCGUCGCGACUGUUGCUGCUGCCGCACCCGUCACCACUGUUUCCCAAAUCACUCCAGUUGCCCGCGCUUACCCAGUCGCCCAAGUCGCCCAGGCCGUGGCUACCCCCGUCGCAACUUUCGCUGCUGCCGCACCCGUCACCACCGUUGCCCAAGUUACCCCAGUUGCUCGCACUUACCAAGUUGCCCAAGUCGCUCAACCAGUGGCUCAAAUAACACCUGUGACACGUACCCUGCCGAUCCAGUACAACCAAUAUACUGCCCCCGUGUCUACCUACACCUACAGUCAAGUAAGUCCUGUGACUCGUACUGUUCCUGUUGGUCAGUACACUCCUGUUAACCAAGUUGCCUCUAUUGGCCGCUUCGCACAGGUUGCCCCAGUUACCACUGGUUGGUCACAGGUAGCCACGUACCCCGCUUACUCAACCUACUCCGGCUACUCCGCCGCUGCCCCCGUCUACGGCUACGAAAACUACGGCAACUACGCAUACGGUCUGUGGAAACGCAAGUGAAUGACC